Molecule: messenger RNA, 4094 nt
Organism: Amphibalanus amphitrite
Lineage: Eukaryota; Metazoa; Arthropoda; Thecostraca; Balanomorpha; Balanidae
Product: endoplasmic reticulum membrane sensor NFE2L1-like
Exons: 15
Coding region: 363-3377 (1004 amino acids)
Biological process (GO): regulation of transcription by RNA polymerase II
Cellular component (GO): nucleus
Molecular function (GO): DNA-binding transcription factor activity, RNA polymerase II-specific; RNA polymerase II cis-regulatory region sequence-specific DNA binding
Source: RefSeq, a predicted model, not a curated record
UCGCAUUGUUUAUUGUGGCGCGGUGUGCCCGGUCGUGUUGAUCGUGAAUGAAGUUCUCGAUGUUUCUCAUUUGAAUUGCAGGAAUUCACGGCAGUGCUAAUUUCUUCAAUAUUUGCUGCUGCUUUGCAAGAUAACCAACAACAUUUGACGCGGACACACGUCGUCUGACCCCGAACAAGCGCCGCCAAAAGUGUACAAUCGCAGUCUGAGUACCGCAGGACCGGGGGAGUCGCUGAUUGAAAGGCGUCCUGCCGCGCCGACCGCGUUUACCGCCGACAAUGCGGCUCUGACCGGACAGUGAGCUGCCAGUGAUCGGACCCGCGGCAUUGCUGUAAACUGUGAACGGUGACUAAGCCGCAGCCAUGGUGAGCCACGACAAGAAACUGUACAAUAACCUGGUGCAGAUGGCCAUGCUGGCCAGCCUGCUGCGCUUCCAGCCGGAGCUGGGCGGCGUGCACGACUACGAGCCGCCGCUCGAGGCCGACCUGAUCCUGGGCCAGAGCUGGGCGCACACCUCUGCGCGCACCGUGCACGCCCACCUGGAGCACGCCGCGCACCACAAGAACAUCGACAACGUCAUCGAGCGCUACCAGGAGGAGCUGUUCGAGGAGCUGCACUCGCUGGGCCGGUACCAGCGGCCGUUCCGGCCCAGCCACAUCCAGGCUUACCAGCUGCUGGACGGCGAGGCGGACCUGCCGCUGCCGCCGGAGCCGGAGCCGGAGCCGGGCCCGCCGGUCACCAACAGCACCCUGCUGCAGUCAGCCAACGUCAGCGAGGACCUCUCGUCGCUGUCGGGCCUGUACGACUCCCGGCCGGAGCCCGAGCUGGACCUGGACCUGGAGCUCGACCUGGAGCUGGGUCUGGAGCGCGACCUGAGCCGGCGGUUGGAGCUGGAGCUGGAGGCCGGCCUGCCGCUGCCGCCGCCGCCGGCCGAGUUCGACGUCUGGGAGAUGAUGGACGCCGACCUGGCCGAGGAGGCGUCGGCCGCCGAGCGCGUCCGCUCCAGCCUCGGCGCCGACACCGGCGACGACUUCAUCCAGUCGGACGUGGACAUGUCGGACGAGGAUGCCGAGGCCAUCGAGGUACUCCUCCGUCAGGACAUGGUCCUGGGCGCGUCGCCGCCCCCGUCGGCGCCGCCGUCACUCGAGGACGGCUCGGCCGGCUCGUGCUGCUCGCCCGAACCGCUCGACGAUGACGACGACGCACUGGUGCCGCUCAAGCCGGCCCAGGAGUAUGUUUCAGAUGACUGGCCAGCGCUGGAGGCAGAGCAGGAGGAGGAGCAGCGGGAGCGGGAGCAGCGGUGGCGCACGGUCGACGACUGGGAGGACGAGGAAGAGGACGAGGACGGAGCCACCGAGGAGGAGCACCGCGCCGCUCUGCGCCACCUCUGGCACAGGAUCGACUCCACCGCCGACCCGGAGACAGGAGAACUGUUUUCCCGUUCGGAGGAAGGGGAGGAGGAGGAAGGGGACGGCUCAGCGUCCCUGUCGGCGGACCGGCGGCCAGCCAGUGAGAUCAGCGACGUACCAGAGAAGGUGCGGCACGUGUCCGGGGACGACUCGGGUCAGGGCAGCUCGGCCGAGUCCGAGGAGCCCGGUGACGCCGAGCUGGCGCUGCUCGAUGAGAUGAUUGAGACGGUCCGGCGGCGUCCAGAGCUGGUUCAGGGUCGACUGCCGUUCAUACGGACGAUGAGCAUGGAGCAGCGCUGGCAGGACCUGGCCAGCCUGCUGUCGCUGCCGGCGCAGGAGGCGGCUGCCGCCGGCGGCAUGACGCACGCCCACCAGCAGAUGCUGGCCGCCUCUGCGGCGCACCACCCGGCCUACCCGUACGGCGCGGCGGCGUACGGGCCGGCCGGCCACCCGGCCCACCACCCGGACAUGGCGCGCUCGGUGCUGCUGCAGAACGCCAGCCUGGCGCCGCCGCCGCCGCCGCCCCCGGCCGCGCCCACCGCCGUCUCGGCCGCCGACCUGGUCACCAACGGCGGCGCCGGCUACUCGGCCUCGGGCGGCAUGGGGAGCGUCUCCCACCUGGGCUCGGCGGUCGUGUCGUCAAUGAACCUGACCACGGACGGCCUGCACCCGUCCGGACCGGCGGCCACUAGCGCCGCCGGCGGCGACAUGAUGUACUACCAGAACAGCGCGGCGGCGCUGGCGUCGUCGGUGGCCGGCGCGGCGGCCGCCGACCCGCCGCCGCCGCCGCCGCCGCCCCACGACGGCGGCUUCCUGUCGCAGAUCCUGGGCGUCGACGAGCUGCAGCUGAUGGAGAUGCCCAUGUCCGAUGGUCACGCCGAGUGGGCGGCCGGCGCCGGCGCGGCCGACGACCAGUUCUCAGCGCCCACCUCCGACUACGCCAAGGCGUCCCAGGCGCACCGUCUGCACGAGUACAGCGGCUACCGGGCGGCGGCGGCGGCCGCCUCGCCGACAGUGCCGGGCCCUCCACCCGACUCGCGCGCCGCCAGUCUGCCCAGCGCCCAGCUGAAGAAGCACCAGUUCUUCGGCAAACGCUACUUCCAGGGAGCAGACGGUCCGUACGGCGCGGCCGGCGGCAGUGCACUGCCCCCCGGCUCUCCGUCGCCGGCGGCGCCGCUGAAAUACCCGUCGGCGUACGGCGCCGAGGGUGGCCUGGCCAGCGGCCACGGCUACCCGCCGUCCACCCCCGGCUCGGCGGAGGCGGCAGCGGCCGCCCUCGAGUCGCCAGAGCUCAAAUACAGCUGCAGCAUGGACUUCAUGCGAGGCCACCCCGGCGACCGGAUGGGUCUGGUGUCUCACAACCACAGCUACCACCUGCCGCCGCAGACGGAGGGGCCCAGCGGCGUGCAGCGCCAGCUCAGCCGCGACAAACACGGUGACCGGCCCAAGGAGCACCUGACACGCGACGAGAAGCGGGCGCGCUCCAUGUCGAUCCCGCUCUCGAACGAGGACAUCAUCCACCUGCCGAUGGACGAGUUCAACGAGCGGCUCUCCAAGCACGACCUGACCGAGGCACAACUCAGCCUCAUCCGAGAUAUCCGACGGCGCGGCAAGAACAAGCUGGCCGCUCAAAACUGUCGAAAACGCAAGUUGGACCAGAUUCUGACGCUGGCAGAGGAGGUGCAGCGCGCCAAGGACCAGAAGCAGCAGACGCUGGCCGACCACCAGUUUCUGCUGCAGGAGCGCAGCCGCAUCAAGGAGAAGUACUCGCAGCUCUACCGACACGUCUUCCAGUCGUUACGGGACCCGGACGGCAACCCGUACUCGCCGCUCGAGUACAGUCUGCAGCAGUCUGCGGACGGCAGCAUUCUGCUGGUUCCGCGCAACACCACCAGUGGCGCCACCGUCGAGCCUGACGCGUCCACCGGCGCGCGCCGCAAACAGCGCGACCCGCAGAAGCCCGAGUGACGGCCGCGGGCGGCGCGAGCACUCCCCCACUACUGUGAUCACCGCCGGCCGCGGCGCCGCCCCCCAAACGCAUCACAUACCCCCCCCCCCCUAUUCCCAAAGAUGGUACAACACUUUUUUAACGUUGCUCAAACUGGCGGACGUGUCAUGGGCAACCUGUUUUUAUUUGUGCGUGAGUGAGUGAUGUGCGAGUGCAGCUGCGGGCACUGACAGUUUCGGUCCGCUGGGCCGCCGGCCUCCGGACGCUAUUGGUCUGUCUUCUCACACCCAUACACCCAUACGCAGCGCGUGCACGCAGUGAGCGGCAGCACGGCGCGGGACUCCGCUCGCGGCGCGGUGCCGGGCUGCCGGCGACGACCGACCACAAAGUCAUGUGAGAGUGAGCGCUCGCGGGCGGCCGGCCGGACGGUCCGCUGGGGCCGCCGCCGCCCCCUCCGGUGUGGCCUCUGUUUCCGGGUGCGUGCUAUGUGCGUAUGUUUGUGUAUGUGUGUGUUUGUGUUUGAGUGCUUGUAUGCGAGGGGGUCAACGGUAUUUGUCGUUUACCGGCGGUUGGGCGGGGAGGGAGAGAGUGAGUGAGCUGCUAGUGCUUAGUUUCGUAUAUUUUGGAAGUCAUUGACUCGAGAUUCAUUUGUUACACGUGGCCGCCGAGACUAUAAUGUGUUAUUGUAAAUGCUCUGUCCGCUCGGGCGGCGGGUGUCUAAUAAACUAGUGAAGAGU